Messenger RNA from Penicillium canariense, 621 nucleotides. RefSeq names its product CFEM domain-containing protein. The coding region runs from base 1 to 621 and encodes 206 amino acids. The record is from RefSeq and is a predicted model, not a curated record. The transcript is spliced from 3 exons. NCBI's taxonomy places the organism in Eukaryota, Fungi, Ascomycota, Eurotiomycetes, Eurotiales, Aspergillaceae.
AUGAAGUUCUCCACCUCCCUGAUUGCCCUCGUUGCUGCCGGCCUGGCCAACGCUCAGCUGCCUGACGUGCCCACCUGCUCGCUCAACUGCUUCGUCUCGGCCCUGACCACCGAUGGCUGCUCAUCCCUGACCGACUUCGCCUGCCACUGCCAGAAGACCUCGCUGGUCAGCGACAUCACUCCCUGCGUCCAGAAGGCCUGCGCCGUCUCGGACCAAGUGUCCGUGUCCAACAUCGUCGUCUCCCAGUGCUCCGCCGCUGGCCACCCCAUCUCGGUUCCCCCCAUUGAGACCACUACCUCCGGCAGCGGUUCCACCAGCAGCAGCAGCAGCGCCUCUGCCACUGAAACCGAAACCUCCGCCAGUGCCACUGCUACCGGCUCCGGCAGCUCCUCUGCUCCGGCCACCACUGCCACGGGCGGUUCCGGCAGCUCCUCCUCUGCCUCCGCCAGCUCGUCCGGCGCGAGCUCCACCCCGGCUGGCUCCUCCACCCCUCUGGCCUCCAAGACCGCCAGCAGUACCUCGAGCGCGACCUCGGCCGUCUGGACCGGCGCUGCCGUCAACGUCAAGGGCAACAUGGCUGGUGUGGCCGCCAUUGCUGCUGCCGCCGCUUACAUCCUGUAA